Molecule: messenger RNA, 970 nt
Organism: Solanum stenotomum
Lineage: Eukaryota; Viridiplantae; Streptophyta; Magnoliopsida; Solanales; Solanaceae
Product: probable calcium-binding protein CML48
Exons: 5
Coding region: 63-815 (250 amino acids)
Molecular function (GO): calcium ion binding
Source: RefSeq, a predicted model, not a curated record
ACUAAAAAAAAAAACAUAAGUAUCCAUUUUCGUCUUCUUUUAGUAUUCACCACCGAACAACAAUGUCUUCCUAUGGCAACCGACCAUCGUAUUCUCCUUCUGCGCCGCCACUCUCCGACCCAAAUGAGCCACCAAUAGCCCACCCAUAUCAUCCUCCUUCUUCUUCUUCCUCUGCAAAUUAUUCAAAUUACCCUCAUCAGUCUCAACCGCAAACAGCUGGUUAUGGACCUGGUUCUUCUUAUGGGUAUUACCAGAAUCCUCCAAAUUAUGGUUCUGGUUUUCCUCCGGGGACUGACCCACAAGUUAUUCAGAGUUUUCAGAUGGUAGAUAGGAAUUGUAGUGGGUUUGUUGAGGAGAAAGAGCUACAACAAGCUCUUUCUUCUGGUUACCAAAGGUUUAGUCUUAGGACUAUUCGUUUGUUAAUCUUUCUUUUCAAGAAUCCAUCUGAGUAUUUUCCAAGAAUUGGACCAAAGGAAUUUGUUGCACUAUGGAGCUGUCUUGGUCAAUGGAGGGCCAUUUUUGAGAGAUUUGACAGAGAUCGAAGUGGGAAGAUUGAUGCAACAGAACUAAGGGAUGCUGUCUACAGUCUUGGAUACAUGGUGCCACCUUCUGUUCUUGAAGUUUUGAUUUCCAGAUAUACUGAUGGAAGUGGUAGGAGACCCGAGCUGUGUUUUGAUAGUUUUGUCGAAUGUGGGAUGGUUGUGAAGGGCUUGACCGAAAAGUUUAAGGAGAAAGACACGCGUUAUACUGGCUCGGCGAAACUGACCUAUGAUGAGUUCAUGGCCAUGAUCUUACCUUUUAUUGUGUCAUACUAGGAUGCUAGAAAUUACUUUCUUAUUUCAUUUAUUGUUCGUUUGGCGGUUUUGGAGGGAAUUUCCAGAGUGGAUUGUGUCAAUAUUGUGAUCUUGACAUUGUAUAUUUACAAUUGUCUGUACAAAGUCUUUUCAUGUCAAUUCUUGUUCAUAUGUAU